AUGGAUCUCGCGAGCCUCUGCAGUGGGUCGAGGUCCUCGGGGAACUUUUCAUCUGCCGCAGGCAUCGCAAAUUGGACCCGCGCCAAGGGAGUCGCGCUCGCCCUCGCACCGCACGCUCGACCCCCAGUUCACACUCGAUCGAUCACCGCAGAGUGUUCGACGAACGAUGAUCGCCUCGCUCUGCCCCGCGGCGCUCACGCCCGCGCGCUUCGCGCGUCGGGCCGCCAAUCCGGAUAAAAAGAUUAUCAAUGCCCGCCGCGCUCAGGUUCGCCCCGUUCGAUCGGUGUCUCGGGUCGUCACCCCCCGCGCGGCGAUGUGCCCCAACCCCAACCUCGGCGACAUGUCCAAACUCCCCGGUGACCCCUCCGUGGUCGUCCACACCAACAUCGCGAUGGGCGACAAGAAGCUCGCCUUCAUGAAGGCCGCCUCCAAGUCCGUCGCCGACUGCCUCUCCAAGCCCGAGAACUUCGUCGUCGUCGCCGUGCUGGACGAGCAGGACAUGAUCUGGGGCGGUGAGGAGACCCCGUGCGCCAUCAUCACCGUCAAUUCCCUCGGAGGCAUCAACUACGCCAACAACACCAAGCUCUCCGGCGAGCUCACCGCCCUCAUGGGCGAGUUUGGCGUCGCGCCCGACCGGAUGUACACCAACUUUUGGGACAUUGGCUUCCGCGAGAACUGCGGAUACAACGGCGUCACCUUCGCCGAGGGCGCCAGGCAGGCCGCCGCCGCCGCCUCCAAGGACGAAGACGACGAUGACGAUGAGGAGGA
Micromonas commoda is the source of this 768-nucleotide messenger RNA. RefSeq lists its product with no specific name. The record is from RefSeq and is a predicted model, not a curated record. The transcript has 2 exons. Lineage: Eukaryota; Viridiplantae; Chlorophyta; Mamiellophyceae; Mamiellales; Mamiellaceae. The coding region runs from base 1 to 237 and encodes 78 amino acids.